Amoebophrya sp. A120 is the source of this 11696-nucleotide messenger RNA. NCBI's taxonomy places the organism in Eukaryota, Dinophyceae, Syndiniales, Amoebophryaceae. The record is from the annotation of a GenBank genome assembly.
UAUCCAUCACAGAUACAGGAUAAGUAGUAUUUUCAUUUUUUGGUAGAAGCAGAGUAUUUUGAUGAAUACUUGGCUGUAGCUUUGGAUUUUUGCUUACGCUGGUAUUUACUUGUUUUCAUUUUCUGCCUUUGACUUUACACUAUCAUUUCGCUUUCUGCUCCUCCGUUACCGUCGGCGCUACUUAUUUUUACGCAAGUCCAACCAAGAAUAAGAUGAAGACCAAAACGCGUCGGCCCGAUGCUGAGCCGGGUCGUGGCAUUUUACUCGGCCAGCUCGGGGUGAACGUGAAGCUGAAGACGACGGCUGCAGCCCUUGCGAUCUAUCCUAAAGAAAAAACAUUCCCACCCCAUAGUUGUCACGCAAAUCUGCAUGCUCCUGAGAGUGUCUCUCAUGCGGAGCCCCAUGAGAAGCAUUUUGUAUUCGGGUUUUGAAACUUGUCAUGCUCCAAUCAACAUGGUGUACUGGAUCUGUGAUGCUGCUGAACUACCUCAAACAGCACUACACUACGAGUCCAAAUUUUUCUUGCAAAACAGCCAAAACUUGUGGAUUUGUCUAGCCGAUUCGCCAUCUUGGCUAUGGGGAGGAGGGAUUUUUCCUCACAAAACGAUCGUUCUGGGAUUUAUUCCUCUCCCGCAGCGAGUGCUCGCGGUGCCCCCGUUUGGAACGCGUAACAAGUCGGAAAUGAAUCGAGAACGCUAUGACCCGCUCAGACGUGGUUACAAUCUCAACUGUUACAAUAGAAUUUGGAUUUUGUGAUGCAAGAAAUGCAUGAUCUAGCCAAUUCGCACAGGAUUGCGCAUGACAAGUUCUGGAGUGCCAAACCGCACGAGAAUCUUCUUCUCGCGAAAUUUGUAUUGCGAAAAGCGCAAGACUCUGUACGUUCCUCAUGCUCUUCAUGCAAGGCAAAUUCCAGAUUCUAUGGUAACCGAUUUGAGAUUGUGCACCUGAGCUUGUUAUAAACGCGCAGCCUUUCGCACCCCCUCGCUGAAGCCGAGCCACGAUGCGCGAAAAGUUAAGCGCGACGUGCGCUGGGCGUUCUAUGGAAGCGUCAGGUUUGAAAUCGACAAAGUUGAAGUAGUUUGUGAUGCAUGAAAUGGAUACAAGUUGGAACACAGUUUCCAAGUGGCGCAUGACAAAUUUGGGUAGAACCGAAAUGCGCUUUGUCAUGCUGUUUGGGUAAGGGCAACGCCUUUUCUCGUGCUACUUUAGCAGCUCCACUUCUACCCCUAAACGGGCCCACAAUCUGCCUCACUUGGCUACUCUACAAGACAGGCACUUUGUGGGUUGCAACUUUUUGCAUGACAAAUCAUUUCAACUUUGUCGAUUGCGAUUCUGACACACCCAUACGUUCACGGCGGCCACGGCACUGCGCACCCUGCCGGGCUGCAUAUCGUGAGAAAAAAGUGUUAAAAUUACAGCCCCUUGUAUUGCAGAUCAGGCAAGAGACCCUUGCUCUGUCCUGCCGAAUAUGCACAGGAGCCUAGUUUCAUACGUGUUUUAUUCCUUUGUGAUCUCUGCAUUGCAAGUUUUGUCUGUCAUGCCGAGUAAGCUUGUGAGGCUGGAGUUACAACAAAUGUGUAUAAGGUAGCAAUUUUUUCUGCGAUACUGCAGCGCCAGCCACGAGUACCUGCGUAACGAGAUUCUUAAGUAUCAUCCGAAAGAAAAAUCCGAGAAGACGCCGGAUGUGCCGCCAGUCGUGCAGGAGGGAACGGGAAACUCUGCAGCAGACACCUAUGGAUGUGUCAGGAUUGAAAUCGACAAAGUUAUUGAAAGCGACAAAGUUGAAAUAACUUGUAAUGCAUAAAAUCGAUACCAGUUGGAAGCCCAAUUUCUAAGCGGUGCGUGACAAAUUUCGGCACCGUCUAAAUCCAGUUUGUCAUGCUGUUUAGAGACAGAAGGCGUUUUUUGUCAUGCUACUUUAGCAGCUCUAUCGCAGACCCGAAACAGGCCGACAGUCGGCCUCACCAGCCAUCCCUGCAAGAGAGGCACUUCAUGCCUUGCAAUUUAUGCAUGACAAAUAAUCUCAACCUUGACGAUUUUAAUCCUGACGCUUCCAUAACACCACGGACGGGUCCGCGUCCUGGGAUCCGGUGUACGGUAUCCUGUGUGAAUAAAACGGGGUGGUCCACAUUGUACGACCCCAGAGCAGUUGUCAUACAAAUCCGCAUGCCUGAAAAGGUUUCUCACGCACGACAGCCAGCACGACAUGAGAGGCGGUUUACUGUAUGCUAUGUGAGUAGAGAAUGUUUUCAUGCUCGCUGAACUUCUCCGACAAGGAGCAGAAGCUGAUCGAUUUCUCUGACUGCACUCGCUAAGCAAGACUGUACUACUAGUACUAGCCCACUCUUUAUGGCCAUUCUAUCUACGUAAUUGACAAGUAGCUAAAAAUUUUCAGGGUCUCCGCGCAUAGGAAGCUAAUUUAUCUAUUUUGGUCAUGCAAAUUUGUGAUGCCUGGAAGGCAGUCGCAGUCAGAAGACUUAGUUAUCUAGUUAAGAAGGCUGCUAGCUCCCGGCGCCAGCAAGUACCAGCUCCACGGAUUCGGGACCCGAAUCCGUGGGCCGUGCCGUCGGGGAAGCUGAAUAUAGCCUACCUUGUAAACUAGGUAGUUCAAGACCCAAAAAAAGCCGACUAGCUAGUUCAAGAGAAUAAACUGAAGGUGGCUUAGCUACUACGAUACGUUAAUGCGCGGACCCUGAAAAAUUUUUAGUUUUUUUCGAAUUACGUAGAUAGAAUGGCCAUACUCUUGUCAACAUCAUGCGCGACAACUAAAAGCUGUUGGUUUUAUUUCUAGCAAAAUUCCGCCCAUCUUGACUCUGGGGCAUCGUCGUGGCGACACCCGUUUUUACACAGCAUAUACGGUUCCGCAACACUAGGUUGGGAAGGGUGGAACUCCGCACACGCUCCUGGAAGCAGGGACGCGCAACUUAUCCUACAGAAACAAAAGUACACCUGAUAUACAACUAGAAGAAAGGAGGUAAAGCUAAAGCUUCCUUGCCAUCUCCACCAAAAAACUGUCUCUCUCUCUCUCUCUCUCUCUCUCUCUUGGUGAGUCAGCAUCAACAGAGGUGGUUUUUUUUCAUGUAGAAUGCAGAUUGUAAUGUGGAUGCGGAAUUCUCAUGAGUAUGAGGAUCGCGGUCAUGAUGAAUCUGAUAUGUUGGUGGUCAUAUGGGUGUGCCUGUUUUCUGUCUGAUGCCAGGGCUGGGAAAGGAAGACACCGCGAAGCAGCUUCGACAGCUCCAGUUUGGCGGCAUCUUAGCCGCGAACCGAGUCGGAACGAGGGACCCCUUCACCGGCAACGCGACGGACGUGAGCGAUCUUGUGCAGAAGUUGCAGCGCCUACAGCUGCGGGACCAGGACAAGCUGAAUUUAUCAGACAAGAAGGAGCAGGUUGCUGAAACAGACCACGGGAACUUGGUAAGUCGCAUGCUGCAUGUAAUUGGGCGGGACAAGUGUCGUCGAUACAUGGAGAUCAGCGAGUUUGCGCGGGCAGCACGGCAGCUACAGGUGCCGGAGCAGCGGGAAGAAUACGCCCACGGCGAUGUCUUUUGGAGGGAGCAAAGGGAAAAAGACGUGCGUAUUCUGAGCAAAAACGUUCCCAUACUUGUCAUGCGUAUUUGCAUGCCCAGAUUGUGUCUCAUGCGUAGCCCCAACAGGAGCAGUUUCGCAUUCUCUUUAGGAUUUUGCCAUGCUAGAAGCCGGCCAAUUUGAUGUGAUGCGGCUUGACGACCUCAACGGGACAACUACACUACGACAUUGAACUUGUCAUGGCAGACAGCCAAACCUUGUUGAUUUGUGUAGCAAAGUCGCCAUGAUCUUCACUCUAAGAUGGGAACGUUUUAUUUACGCAGGAUAGUGCGAGCUUUGAACGAAAGAGCUGCAUUGGUGGCCCGGGGUUGGAGCUUUGCAUCGGCGCUGCGCAUUGGUGGCCCAGGGUUCUGGCACGACAGCCAAAAAGACAACGAGCUGCUUCACCGGCAGAGGCAGAGCAAGAUUGCCGCGCAGCGCGCUGCCGCGGAUGGGUACAAAAUCGGCGCGCUCACCAGCCUCGUCGGGUCCCCGGAGGAAGACUUUAAGUUGCUCGUCGAACAGGAAUAUCCUGUGCAAAAGUAUCGUACUCGUAUUGCAUUCAUGCAUUACAAAUCUUUUUCUUGAGGUAAAUCAGCAUCACAAAUCUUAUUUCUCAUGCUGAGGAGAUUUGUAAUGCAUUUAUACGAGUACGAUGCUUUUGCAAUUCAUAAGGAAGCGGAGCACCUCCCGUGCUGGUGCUAUCACGUCGAGCACGCGACGAUAUCUCCCGGGCAGGCGGACGACGCGCGGCGGCUGUUUGGCUAUGCGAGCGACGGUUUUUCGGCGCGACCGAUUGUGCAUUUGAACCGAGGGCGCCAGUCUUAUCUCCGGGAAGGAGAAGAGCCGCGUGGGGAUCAUGGGAAUGAACAAACCGGGUCAGAAAAGAAAGAGGAGGAGGGGCUAGUAGACGGCAAUACCGGUCGUGAAGGGCGCAUGUUGGCGGUCCUAUCAAAUGCAAAAGUGUCUGGGUCUGGAAGAGUGCGCGAUUUGUCAUGCUGCUUUUCCAUGACCCCUGAGGUCUUGAAUGCAGGACCUAGCAUGACAGAUUCUGCGAGACCUUUCUAAUGCCCAUCCUGCAUGAGAAACUCGCUCCCGACUUGGUCAAAACUGGCCGACUUUUGGUAAUCAUGCAACACAGAUUUUUGCAUGCUGCAGAUUUAGCAUGACAAGUUGCAAUCUUCCAGACCCAGACACUUUUGCAUUUGAUAGGUCCUGCACCACUACGAUGGUGCGACGGACGUGGCGACGCUGCGAAAUUCGGCGGGCGAGGCCACGAUUGAUGAAUACCCUUCGGGCCGGGUGGCGGACAUGGUCCAGCUCGGAGGUUUGCAGGUCACCAUGUUGCGACCGCUGGUUGCGGUGGUAAGCAGUGGUCCACCAUCCGUGACGACCCCUGCUCCCCACCCAGUGGCGCGGUACGGGGUCCUGGGUCCGGCGGGAGCCAAGUUUUGGGCGUCGCGACAUCUCCUGCAGCAAACGGGUGAGCAGUUCUUAAUCGGGGAAACGCAGAAGAUUGAGUGUCCGGACGAACACGGCCUGGUAAGCGUGGCUCCCUUCGAUGUGCAGGCUUGGGACCUCGCCGCGCCGGCCGGCAGGACUCCUCGCCCGAAGCAGAAACAAGCUGCCGUAGAAGCAGAGGCACAGUUUUCGCGGGCCGCUGAUCGGGAGUCUAUACUGUUCGCCCGGGGCGCUCUGCCCGCCAAACACGACCUGGACGGGCUGCGCAAAGGGUUCCUCAACCCAGACCGGGGGGAGGUUCGCGAAAGCCCUUUUUAUCUGUACCUCACCAACGGCAUCCAUCUGGUUGCGCACUUUCGGGAAGCGGAGGCGCUACAGGCAAGCAACGAUCACACCGGCGCGCGUGCGCCCGUUUUCGACGUACGCCCGAGGCGCCUGCCCGACGGUACGCGUGCGCCCGGUACGAGCGCGCCCGCCCGGGCAGAGACAAGACCCUCUUGCUGGAGCGCCCCGGAGCUCUACCCAGUGGAGGCGGCACCGGCUCACUGGGUGGAGCACAAGCAUUUCGGUCUCUGGGCGAAAGAGUGGCGCAGCCGGACCAACGGUUUUCUUGCAGCCGAGUCGGUAGCCUUGCAGGGGUCUCGGCACGAUAACAUUAAUAGAUUUCGGGCGCAGGGGGGGCGGAGGUCCCAAAGGUGGGAGCAGGAGAGCCUAUGCUGAGUAAAAUCGCCCCCACCCCAGAAUCUGCAUGCCAAAAAAGUUUCUCAUGCGGAGCCCCAGGGGAAGCAUUUAUUUCUAGUUGUCUUUAUUUGGAGUUUGUGAUGCUAGAAUCAGCAUGAUGUGCUAGAUCUGUGAUGCUGCUGAACUAGCGAAACAGGGCCACGCUAUGUAUGCGGGCAAACUUGUCAUGCGAAACAGCGAAAGCUGGUUGGUUUGUCUAGCAGAUUCCUCAUCUUGUUGACUCUGGUGUGGGGACGUUGUUACUCAGGAUAAAGCCUAGACGCGGGAGAGUUGGACCACUGGGUGAUGCUGAACGCGCGGGAUUCAUUCUUUAUCGCCCCCUAUCAAAUGCAAAUAUGUCUGGGUCUGGAAAUAACUUGUGAUGCUGAAUUGCGCAUGAUGGAGGCGCUUCCAAUGGCAGCCAAGCAUGACAAGUUUUUGAGACGCCUGCUGAUGCCUAGGACGCAUUACAAAUUGCGUUUUAUUUGCAUGACAAAGAAAGCUUCUCUACUUCUGCUGCUCAUGCAACACAGGUUUUCCAGGAAAAAUGCAAGAAACGCACUACAAGUUCCACUUUUCCAGACCCAGACAUAUUUGCACUGGAUACCCCCGAAGCGCGUGUGCCACCGCCGCGAGCCGGGGGCGUCCUGCGGCAAACGCCCGCCCUCAGCGACUUACUGCGGUGGCGGCAAGGGGGCCGGAUCGCCUUCGCCUGCGUGGCGCACCUGACCGAAAAUGCGUGCAAGCUCGAGCAGGAGCGGGACGAGCACGGAGAGCUGGGCACGGGUAUCAUGACCUGGGACAGCAUGGUGGAUACGUGGGAUCGCCUCAGCAUGAAUCCCGGUUUGAGGCAGGACCCCACUGACGCUGGUUCCGCCUCUGCCGCUGUGUCUGAGAGUGCUGCUGGUGUUGACGACCAACCGCUUCACGCGUACAUUCACCACAAGAGGCAAGCUCGCCUCCUGCUAGGCCGGCAGAACUGCGCGUGUGUACAGCGGCUCGCGUACGACCCAGCGGAGUACCAGUGGACAGUUUUCAGUACUGCGCCCCGUCCUACUUCCCCUUCGUUAGCAGUGCAGCAACACGUUGGAGGCGGGAACUACAACGGCCUGACCACCACCUUCGGCGCGCCACAGUGCAAAAGCAAGCAGCUUUCUACGGCCGACGCGCGUUUUCUGUACAUCCAGAGCAGCAGUGUCGCGCGUCACCUUUCCGCUUCCUCUAGUAGUGACGCGUCAUCCGUCGGUUCUACCGCUGACGUCGAAGAAUAUCUCCGGCGAGAAUAUCGCCUGGUAGAAAACGCUCAGACGCUUCUCCGCCGUUUGUUAUCAGCUGGAGUAGGUACUGGCAGCAGCAGCGCAGGAGCCUCUACUUCCACCGCCGUAGUGCCUCGCCCCUCUGAAGAUGAAGGGGGUGUGUGCUUGAUGCGUAUCCCAAAACCCAGUCCUGUCCAUCACUAUUUCUGUGUUGCUGGGCGGCGGCAUAGGCCUGCGAUGGUGCCAGAGCAGAUGUCCAUGCCGGAGCCAGAGCCGGAGGAGCUAGCUGCAGGUCACGACGAAGUAGGGACGAAUACUUCAUCUCCCUUACCGACGAACGAAGGUGCGACGAGCGGGCAGGGCCGAGUAGCGACGGACGGAGCCUCCGGUCGCGACGACGAGGAUCUGCAGUGGUGCGCUGCGCAGGACUUGGACUCCUUUAAAUACACACAGGGAUACAAUGCGGGGUUUGCACUCCCACCACUCGAGGGCCCCCGCCAAGAAGAACAGCAGGACGAAGCAGCGACGUUGCUGUCUUUCACAGUGAAUCAUAACGUGGCAGCGCCAACUGAAGGCCGCGCCUCCUGUCAUUGCCUGCAAAAGUUUAUCUUGAGCAAAAACGUCUUCCCCGCCCCAGAGUUGUGGUGCAGAUUUGCGAUGAAAUUCGCAUCCCCAUGAGAGGCAUUUCGUAUCGUGUUUUGGCAUUUGUUUUUUUUUCCAACAGGAUGAGGAGAUGAAUUUGUCACGCGGUUUCCCUUGCUCACCUGCACUACAAAACAGAGCGAAACUUGCCAUACGCGAUUCCUAGAUUAGUGCUGCAGACUUCCCAAUCAUUGACUCUGGGGCGGGGACGCUUUUACACAGGAUAAAGCUGGCUUUCGAACCAGCGCACUACCUGUGGCGACCGUAUCGCGCCAGCGCGGCGGAGCUUGAUCUGGAAUUUGGGGGCAUGACCCGGGCGGGAGAGGAGGACGGCAAAGGAGAGCAGUGGUGCUUGGAACAGCAGAAGAGGGGGGGCUCGCUAUCACAAUGUUGAAAACCACUACUGCCCUGGCGUUAGAUAGAGGUGCCAAACGUUUGGUCUUGAAUGAAAAUUUUUUGAGGGAAUGAUUUUUUUACCGUCUUGCAUGAUAAACAGUUCAGUAGCAAUAGAAAGUCGCCGCGCAACGUCGAGUUUGAUGUCAUUCUGCUUCCCUCCCCUAGGUCCGGAAGAAAAAAGACUCCGGGCGCUUUUAUGCAAGACACAAAUAGAUGACUCUGUCAUUAGUUGCCACGAACAUCACUUAGCAUCAAGUACAAAUUGUGUUCACGCUAAAAGCCAGACAUUUCUAUACCUCUUCGCUGGAGGUCGCGCCGCCAGGGCGUUUUUUCUCUUGAUCCCCGCACCCGAACUACGUCUUGUUAUAUCGCAAUGCCAACGUGGAGAUUCAAGGCUUCCCUCUGUGGAGAGGCGAGGCACAUGAAAGGGCUGGGGGACAAGAGCGCGACCCGCGCCUUUCUUUCCCGAGUACUACGGGCAGCAUCUGUCUCAAGCGCGUACGACAGCGCAGGGUGUCGGAUGUGCAGGAUGUCGAUUUCCGUGUCGUAACUGCGACAAGCAGCGUCCCCCCCGCAGAAGAGCACAGGGGUGACCAGCAGGAGGUGGAUCCCGAGCCGGCGUCCGGCUCCGCAGCGCCGGGGGAAAACCAAGGUCGUGUGGAAUGGAACCAGCUGAAUCCGCUACGCGGCAUGGUUCGUAGAGAGGUCGUGGGCCACGGUUAUCCAAAUGGAAGGUGCUGUCCCUACUCGCCCCAGAACUUUAAUAUCUUGAAGGCGCUUGUAUUGCAAAAGCCCCCCAUGGGAACAUUUGCCACCCUGCAUGGAGCAGCAUUACAGAUUUUCGAAUGAGAAUGGCGAAAUGUCAAAUCAAGAAAUGCCUAGCACAAGGGAGACUUGUCAGGCAGGCGCUGCUUUGCUCACUUAGAUAAACCUGAAGGAGGAACAGUCUUCGUGCAAACAUGCAUAGACAAAAGAGUUUUGCGUUUAAGAACCGCAAGUGAAGCUCAAACUUCUGGGGGCGGGGCACUUUCUUUCAACUUGAUAACGGUGCUACCGCUACCGCAGCAGGAGCACCCGCCGGCUCAAGCACUCCGACUGCGAAUUAUAAUCCGGAGUCGAGGGACGUCGCUGGGCGCUUAGAACUUGCACGCGAGGCGGGCGUCUGGCCGGGAAAGACCGCGUGGAAGGCGAACAUGAAGACGGAAGUUUUGCCAACGCUGAUGAAGACGGAAUUCGCCAAGUUUUGGAAGUCCGUUUGGACCAAAGCAGUUCCCCGGGGGGCAAUCGGCAUUUGCGCCGACACGGCGCUGAAGUCGGAGCGCACGUCGCUGGGCGCCUUUCCGGUCCUGCCAAACUUUUGCGCGGAUGCGGCGGUGCUGCAGGAGCAAUGUUAUGCGUUUUUCCUGUUCCGUUCCGGGGUGGAAGCGGCGCUGCGGGCGUAUCUAGAGGGGGUCAGGAGCGAGCACCCCGAGAGGGGCGUGGAGGAGGAGGAUGUGACAGAGAUUAUGGAGCACUGGAAAUCGGAGUACCAGCCGGAGGGCGGUCAUUUUCGUGACGCCCGACAAGGUCGUGAGCAAGGGAAUAGUGACGCGGCUGGUGCAGUAGACGGGUCCACCGCGUCGGCCACUUCAUCUUCCGGCGAUGGCAAGAGGUUCGCACAGUCCAUUGCCGGACACAUGCUUUCCGAAAACGAACGGCGGAAGCGGGCGCUGGCGCUCUCCUUACGCAAACAUCAGCAGCGGGACAUGUUGCAAGUGCGGCGGCUUUUCAUACCAAAUGCAAAAAUGUCUAGGUCUGGAAGAUUGCGAGAUUUGUCAUGCUUGUCUGGGAUGACCAAAAAGUUUGUGAUGCGUGUCCAAGAAGAGAGCCUUUUUUCUGUCAUGCAAAAACGCAGUUUGUCAUGCGAAUAACGCAACACAGCGAAGCGCAGAUAUUUCAAUUUCUCAUGCUCGGCUGCGCAUUACAGAGCAUUCACUAUUCCCAACGCAGCAUUACAAGUUUCCAGACCCAGACAUAUUUGCAAUGCAUAUUUCAGCGAGAGCGACGAUUUUUCGGCCGCAACGGAGCUGAACACGAAUGAUCGCAUCACACGACCCCGCCAGCCGCCGCCCACGGGGCUGCAGGAGUGCAAGGCGGCGCUUGAGGAAUGCGACCUCUGCUGGACCUAUUUUGCGCGAAAGUGGAACUGCGCACCAUUUGGGGAGCUUGGGUCGUUCUCCACCAGGUGGGGAGAAAAUUUGGAGGAAUUCGCGCCAUUUGGGGACGUUUCGUUACUGGAUCCGUGGCUGAGCGCUCGUGAGCGUUGCAUCGAGCCAGAGUUGCACUUUGGACGCACCAGGCAUAACAGGUCGAUGAGGCGGCAGACCUGCCUCAGCGCAGGAAUCUUUCACUUUCACUUGGACCAGAAGCUAGCAGUGGUGGACCCAUGCGGUUGGCGCCUGGUGGAGCUGAUCAAUGCUGAGACGCGCCACCUUCUCGCCGCUAUCGGUGACAUGGAUUCGGAGAUGCUCCGAGGAAUGGAACUGCGAGGGGACAGUGAAUACCUUGGGGAUAUCGUCGACUUGGUGCACGAAGGGUCGGGGACUAAUCUAUGUGCUGCCGCCAGGCUGCCGCCGCCACGUAGGGUGGCACCCACAACGAGCUAACUCCGCACUUGCUGGCGCCAGUUUGAGGGGCUUGGGGCCCAAAUUGCCGCAUUGCAGAUCAACAUGUGAACACAAUCAGCCUCAAACAUAAAACACCAUUUUGGGCAUGACUCAAGUAGUAUUUAGCGGGGCUAAGAAUACAUCCUGCAGGUGGUCGGAAUGUUACGAAGAAACUCUUUCAGCUUCUACCUCUCUCUUUCUCUUCUUGUGUGGUUUUGCACGAUGAAAUUGUUUCUGUACGUGACCGAUUUUAGUAUGUGUAUCGAGGGGCGCCAACACUAUCCGGAGUUGAUAUAUAGGAUGGCCCAAGGCUGAACGCCGAGAAGACUUAAAUCAUCAUCUUCGCCAUGUACUUUUAUGAUCAUAUACCAUAAGUCAUCAUCUUCACCUAUUUUAUAGGUGAAGCGUUUCUGUGUCCAUUGCCAACCACUUAUUAAGAACACCAAAGCUCACGACCACCUUGUUCACCUUGUACUUGGCUAUUCUUUUACACAGCUCUAAUCUAAUAAUGCAGCUUGUGAAUAAAGGCAAGAAUGAAAAACAAAAAUCUUGACGGCGCAUACGGACGUAGUGAAUGAAAAGGGGUUCUUUUUGACACGGGACAGUCUAAGUAUUUGCGGAAGGCCUUCAAGCAGUUCUCUAUUACGACUUACUUGAUUUUUUUUGCCAUCUUUCUGCUUAGUGUGAGCUAUCGAGGAACGACUACAGCUACAUGAUUGUGAAGUAGAAUACUAGAAAGUCACAACAUUUUCACGCGUCUGUCCGUAAAGAGACCUUGCUAGGUAGAAUGUGGACAGCCGUUUGUCCACACACUAUGAGCUGUAAGGAACUCAACAUAUUUGUAUAGCAUCCAUCGCGAAGACAAGCGAGACUGAUUGUACAUGAGACAGAGCGAAAUACGAAAACGCAUUGAUGAUUUUGGAUGUCGUCAUAGAACUUGAAGCACAGUGUUGAAUCAAAGAGGACAGCAGGAAGAUCGAGAACAGGCCGAAGAAAGUCCUCUUGAUGCGAC